AUGGGGAAAGAGGCGGCGUCGGAGGGCGGGGCAGAGCAGAGCUGCUGGUUGCCUAAGGCGCCAUCAGUCACGCGGAGCAAGGAGGAGCCGGAGGAGCUGCGGAGCGGAGGACGGAGCAGCCCGGCUCCCGGCCGCCCCGGUCAGGAGCGGAGGACGGAGCAGCCCGGGUCCCGGCCGCCCCGGUCAGGAGCGGAGGACGCAGCAGCCCGGCUCCCGGCCGCCCGGCUCAGGAGCGGAGGACGCAGCAGCCCGGCUCCCGGCCGCCCGGGUCAGGAGCGGAGGACGCAGCAGCCCGGCUCCCGGCCGCCCGGGCGUGUGCGGGUCUCGUGGCCCUCGCUGCCCGCCGGCUUCCCGGUCCUCCGCGUCAGCCUCUGGGAGGCGGCUCGGGCUGAGGAGCGGGCUGCACGGUGGGGCCCGGGACCCCAGCCAGGGCCCGAGGGGCCACCGGAGAGCGGCGGAGAGGCCAGACGCCCGGGGCCGCGGUGUCGGCACGGCGUCUGUUGGAAGGCCUCCUUCGUGACCCCGGGGUCUCCAGCGGGGCCCGCUCAGCCCCUGCCCCGCUGGCUCGCGGUCCCUGCGGAACGCCCAGGAGCGGCCACGCCGGGCCCCCGGCGCCCGCGCGUCCCAACUGGUGCCCGGCAGCCGAGCAGGGCGGCGCUGGUUUCCCUGCGAAGCCGGGCGGCCUUCCGCAGAAAGGAGGCGGAGGAAGCCUGUGGCGAUGGCCGGGGUGCCGGGGAAGCCCGUGGGGCCGACAGAGAGGCUCAGCUGCCCCUGUGGCCCCGCAAAAGGACGGAGAGGGACGACGUAAGGGUGCCAGGUGGGGCGGGACCCCGCUGCACAAUCAACGCGGGCCUCAACGAUUGUGAUACUCGAGCGUUUCCGGAGCUCUCCUGGCAGGCGGGUGACGGCCGCCUGAGCUCGGACCCUGGCGCAGGCCGGGCCGAGGUCGGGAGACAUGGGGAGCCCCUGCUGUGCCCGGCAUCUCCUAGCGGGGGGCACCGGGCACGGGGCUCCCCAGGGCUCGGGGCUGCCCCCCCGCACCUCGGCCCCAGUGCCCGGGCAGCGCCUGAGAGCCCCGAGCCGGGGCUCCCGGAAACGAGACCCCACUUCCGCUCGGCCUUCCUCGCCCCGCCCGCCCGCCCGGCAUGGUUCACGUUCUCAACUUUAUUAAAGGAGCGGCCGCAGCCCGGACGGCCGCCUCCCCUCCGCAGCCCGGACGGCCGCCUCCCCUCCGCAGCCCGGACGGCCGCCUCCCCUCCGCAGCCCGGACGGCCGCCUCCCCUCCGCGACACCCCUGCGCCCCCGCAGACGCAAGGCCUCGUGGCCACCCAGCCCCCCGCCGGGCCCACCGCCCUCUGCCACCCCCGUAGAGCUCCGGGUUCUAAGUCUGAAAGUUCCGGAAACCGCCAGGGCCGGAGCCACGCUGGGACGCGGCCAAGACGUGCACUUUUGGGGGACACACGGCAGGAGCUGGGGGGCCCCGGCCGUGCCCGGAGCCCUGGCUCUCAAUCUGUGAGUGAAAGGAAGACGUGGCUGCCCGGCGGCCCCUCGCGUGCAGUCGGUGCCCGGUCUCCACGGACGAGGGUGGAAGGCAGCACCGAGACCGUCUGUGAGGCGAGGACCGAGGCCCGGAGACGCCCGUCCUCGCCACUAACGCCCCAAAGCCAGACGCGGAGCCGUGGCUCACGCGGUGGAGCACCCGCCUUGACCGGGAAAGCUCGGGGACCGCACUCGGGCGGCCCCAGCACCGCGGAGGGAGGAGGGAAGGUCGGGGGACUGCGAGGAGCCCGUCUGGGCGUUUCCUGGCGAGGGGCCCUGGGCGAGGGCCACGGGGCCACGGUCACGCCGUCCGGAAGUGGGAACGGGAAGCUGGAGGGCCCGAGUUCACACGGGAUCCCGGCCCGCGGGGGCCCUGCCCACGCCACAAGCUUGCCCUCCGAGGAGGCCGAGGCCCAGGCCCGGGAGCCGACGCCGCCGGCACGGGGCUCGGGUACGGACUUGGCAGCAAGAAUCAAAGACCAGCUCAGCCCCGUGACGCCCCACGGUGGCCCUCGGGAGGCCCUGGUGCCCAGCCCCGUGACGCCCCACGGUGGCCCUCGGGAGGCCCUGGUGCCCAGCCCCGUGACGCCCCACGGUGGCCCUCGGGAGGCCCUGGUGCCCAGCCCCGUGACGCCCCACGGUGGCCCUCGGGAGGCCCUGGUGCCCAGGCGGAGGGGCUCUGCCCCUGCCCAUCCUCACCGGGUGCGUUGCAAGUUCGUGGGUGCCGGUCACUUUCUAGGAAGGACCAAGACGAAGCCCACGCUCCUGCCUGGCUUCUCAGCGGUGCCCCCUGCCCGACACCACCACGGACACCCGCAAUCCCAGCCCCCGUGCCGGCGGGCCUCCGGCGGCCACGCUCCUCCCACUGGGCGAGUGGGAGCAGCCGAGGGGCUCUGCCGACUUCACCUGGAGCGGUGUCUGGAGAGCCCCCGGAAGGGAUUACCUGGGGUCCGGUUACAGCCCGGCUCUCGGCCUGCUAAUGAGUUCAGGCACAGGUGGCAGAGGUGA
Molecule: messenger RNA, 2547 nt
Organism: Perognathus longimembris pacificus (Pacific pocket mouse)
Lineage: Eukaryota; Metazoa; Chordata; Mammalia; Rodentia; Heteromyidae
Product: collagen alpha-1(III) chain-like
Exons: 10
Coding region: 1-2547 (848 amino acids)
Source: RefSeq, a predicted model, not a curated record